Messenger RNA from Kwoniella shivajii, 702 nucleotides. RefSeq lists its product as uncharacterized. Gene Ontology annotation, biological process: mitochondrial respiratory chain complex IV assembly. The transcript is spliced from 5 exons. Gene Ontology annotation, cellular component: mitochondrial inner membrane. NCBI's taxonomy places the organism in Eukaryota, Fungi, Basidiomycota, Tremellomycetes, Tremellales, Cryptococcaceae. The coding region runs from base 1 to 702 and encodes 233 amino acids. The record is from RefSeq and is a predicted model, not a curated record.
AUGAAAUUAGCUACCAAAGAGGAUAUUCAAAAUUACAACGAUGCGACGAUCAAUGGAGGAUUGAGAGGAGCGGCUUUGGGUGUCGGUCUAUCGACAUCAUUAUUCUAUAUAUUAAGAAGACAGUCAGCAUAUUAUAGGAAUUUGCCUACACCUCUAAAAGCAUUAGGAUAUGUUGUAAUCAUAAUGCCUUGUGUAUCAAUCUCGGGUGAAAAAGCAGGUGAAGCUUAUACAAGAUCACAAUAUGAUGGUAUAGCGAAAAGAGAACUAGAUAGAGAAGCUCAGAUCGAGCAUGAAAGAUGGCAAAACUUGUCUACCGUUCAAAAAGGAACGGAUUGGGCUGGUAGACAUAAAUAUGGUUUAGUAGGUGCAAGUUGGGUCGGAUCUUUAGGUCUAGCGUGGGGUUUGGUAUCUCGAAAUAAACUUCAAACUACUUCACAAAAAGUCGUUCAAGCUCGUAUGUGGGCGCAAGGCUUAACGGUUGGUCUACUCAUGGCUUCUGCUCUAUUAACAGGAUUUGAUUCUUCCGCCGUUGAAGAGCCUAGAACUCCGCAUGAAGAUCAUACUUGGAGAGCUAUCUUAGAAUCCGACCCCCAUUUGAACGAAGAAGAACGUGCUCGUCUUCAUGAAAUCAAAAAAGCAGUAGGGGACAGAAAAGAACAGCUAGUUAAGCAAACAGCUAAGAAAAUCGAGGAAAAAGCUUAA